Trypanosoma brucei brucei TREU927 is the source of this 3315-nucleotide messenger RNA. RefSeq lists its product as hypothetical. Bases 1 to 3315 code for a protein of 1104 amino acids. The transcript has a single exon. The record is from RefSeq and is a predicted model, not a curated record. Gene Ontology annotation, cellular component: plasma membrane. Gene Ontology annotation, molecular function: calcium-activated cation channel activity. NCBI's taxonomy places the organism in Eukaryota, Euglenozoa, Kinetoplastea, Trypanosomatida, Trypanosomatidae.
AUGGAUCCGCACCCAACGCCACUGAAUCCCGAUGCCACAUGGGAUGACAAUGGCUUACUAUUUACGCUCCUGAUGGGUGCUUUUGCAUUUAUAGGACUCGGUGCCGUUAGUGCUUUCACAGUGUAUGCACCAUCGAUGUGGUUGCGCCGUGUCUUUCGGUUAAAUCAUACUGCUGUUGUUCUUGUUGAGGAAGAGCCCCUUGGUGGUGAUGUGGAGACACUCCAGGCUCCCGAUGACAAGGAACCGCGAUAUCGGAGAGUUGGAUGUGCUCUUCCUUAUCCAUGCUCACUGUUCGUUUUACCCAGUUGGAAGUGCUGGCUGAGUGUAGAGGAAGAGGUGGAGGGUCUGGAAAAUGUUUUUAAACCUUUAGUCGAUUCAGAAAGUGGUAACCCCGCGGGUAUCGGCGACAACGCAGACGACAGGGGAAGCGCAGUGGGUGAUGAUGAUGAGACGGCUCCACUUACUCGGGACCACAUUUCCAGUGAGUACCCGGCCACAGUUGAGGUUGACAUAGAGGGUGUUUCCUCUGGAAGUCCAGUAGGCAACGUGCCGUCCCGGACGAAUGGCGCACCAAAAACACCAUUGGACCCGCAUGUUGCAGUCUACCUGUACUUCCUGAAGUUGUUCUCGACCGUGUUUAUCCUAGGUUCUUGCAUCAAUUUGUGGAUCUGUGUCCUGGCGGGAACAGACGAUUAUCGGGAGAAGAGUAUGGUAAGCAUGGAUGAGAAGCAUUGUGGUGCGCAAGGGAGUAACAGAACUGGGUGCAUGGAACUCAUGCCGUACUGCCACUACACGGAUGCAGACACCUGCGUUCCUGUGCCCCUUCACGGUAUUUAUGAUCUGACAGUGAGGAACAUUACACCGAACAGCUGGCGUUUGUGGUUUGUAGCUCUCCUUGAUAUGGCGUUUUGUUUGUUUUUUAUUGCGGCCAUCGUCUAUUACCUCCGGAAGGUGGAUAAAUAUGUUGAAACAGUGAUGCGACACCAGAUGGAGUGCGCAGUUGGCCAUCGAGUAGCGAUUGUUGGCGGGUUAAAAGGGAGGGUAUUAACGGAGGCGGCGUUUCGGCGACGUUAUCUUCAGGAGGACUCGUACUUUGGCCCAAACAGGCGUGGCGUGAAUACCUUUCGCUAUCCAGUCGCUGUCGCAAAUGCGCUCAUGGGUGGAACACUGAGCGUUGAUGACGGUGAUACGUAUCAUCAGUAUGAUUGUGGCGGAUUGAGUUGUAUCUUUUCGUCUUGUUUUUUCACUCGGUACAAAACAACACGGUCAAACGCCGUUUUCCUGCAAGAUGGGAGCGUUCGGCGCAUGCUAUUCCCACGUGACCCACCACCCGGUAUGUACACCUAUAUGGACAAAACUGAGGAAGCGAUGGAGGGCCUGCAGGAGGCCGUCGCCGAUUACAAGGUUUUUCACAAGUUAGCGAAUCACGUGAGUUACAAGAAGCGGCAGGAGUUGCACAAAAAACUGCUUCUCGUGCGUGCUUCUUUCCCGUUCUGUUUCAGCAUGAUAUCCAAAGUUGACUACUGGAAAAAGGCCUUCAUUGAGCGGGCAACAAAGCUGAAUCGUUUUGUAGAUGAGGUACCUGCUAGGAAACCUAAGGGGAUUGCUUAUGUUGUGUUUGACAAUUCACUCGCAGCCUACGAGUUUGUAAACCUUUUUUACGCCCAGCACAGAGGAGCUUCAGGCACAUGGGCGGCCAUUGCAGGCCCCUCUAAUGGCAUAAUCGAAAUGAACAUCACAACGAACCGACAAGUGGGCUGGGUGCGGCGUAUUGUGGUCGCUGUGAUAUAUAUUUUAAUGUUGCUGUUUUGGUCUGUCCCUGUCGGUUUUCUGAGUUCCAUUGACAAUAUUUCCAAAAUCCCCGGAAUGGGAUGGCUCUCUCGAGAUUCUUCCAAGUUGCCUGAAAAUGUCCGAAGUGCUAUCGCAGCUCUUCUACCGGUUGGUGUGCUCGCGUUGUUUAACAUAGCACUCCCUUAUAUUGUCCGCAUUCUUGCCAUUGCCAUGGGGGUAAUAAACAUGUACGAGCGUGAGGAGUGUGCAUUACACCUACAGUACCUUUUCAUGGUCCUUACUGGUGUCAUAUUUCAGGCUCCGCUUCAAAACGGCAUGGAAGAGUUGAACCGCUUGAUUACAGAAAUAUCGCGCGAUAGCAUUGCAAAGCUUUUCGUAACUUUUGUAACUCCGGAGGGAGGUUAUUGGUACACGAAGGUUGUUAUGGGCUUGUGUGUAUCCACAUGGGUUGCAUUUCUCAACCCUGGGACGCUGACUCUGGUUGUGCUGCAGCACAAGCUGGCGAAUGUGCAGCGUGUGUACAACGAACUCUUUGGUCCUUGUCUGUUCGAGUGGCCGCACCUGUACAGCUUCGAUCUUUCCCUAUUAGCCAUGGGGCUUCUCUUCCACAUGACUGUUCCGUUGCUUUCGUUUUUUGUUGGCAUCUACUUCGUUGUGCGCUACUUUACGCAGCGUGGCAUGCUGUACGACCGUUACCGCCCUGAAAAUCAUCCGCGUCAGGACUGUACCCCAUUCGGUGCGGCAGGAAUGGUUAUUCGUGCAGCUUGUUGGUUGUAUUGCUUAGGCGCAGUUGGCGGGGUGUUGUUCAUGAACGAAUUGGAUCAUUUGGGUGGACUACUCAUUUGUUCUGUUUCGUUUACCCUGAGUGUGAUCCUGUUGGCCUACACACACAUCACAACUCGUCGAUGGAUCGCUACCUUACCUAAUGCACGGAGACUCCUCAGGAACAGAGUACCUCGCUCAGUCCAAACGCAGUAUGGCACCUCCCGCAGCGCCGACAAUGUGGUGGCCCCUAAGUUACCUAACCCCAAACCACCAGCACGUGCAGAAGAAGAACGCAGGGAGGCUGAUAGCGCCGUCACUUUCCAGGGAGCAACAUUGCCUGUUGUGCCAAGAAAACAGUAUUCCAUGGAAACGUUGGACUUGGGCUUCGACGGCGUCGCGGGUCCGACACAUUGCGCGCCAACGACGUCACUCCUCUGGCAAAGCCGAGGGAUGCAAAGCUCCCCGGUAGGUUCAGUUUGUAACCUCCAAGACCCUGACGGUACCGAAAUGGAAGGUGUGGUUGAGUGGGAUGCCGCACCUGAUGCGGAAGACGAUAUGCUUUAUCACAGAAUGUCCCUAUUGCCACACAAUCCUAAUGUGGAUUCCCGCUACAAUCCCAGACACCAGCAGCUUCAGCGCAUAAACAUCACACGUGAGAUUGAGCGGUUAGAGGAAACCAUAUUCCAUGUGGAACGUUACUGGGACGCUCCGUACUCAGAAGUCAACCCGGAAGAAUGUGGCAUCAUAGAACAGCGGUAG